GUAAUUGUGAAAACAAGAACAGAGUAUCAGCCUGACCAGAAGAACAAAGGAAAACUCAGAGUGCCCAAAAUUGCUGAAUUCACAGUCAGUUUCACUGAUGGUGUAACAGAAAGACUAAAGGUCACUAUUCUCAUAAGUCUGGCUCUUGCAUUCCUUGCCUGCAUAGUGUUUCUUGUGGUAUACAAAGCCUUCACUUAUGACCACAGUUGCCCAGAUGGAUUUGUUUAUAAGCACAAGCGGUGCAUCCCGGCCUCCCUGGACGCCUACUACUCUGCACAGGAUUCCAACUCCCGGGGCAGGUUCUACACUGUCAUCAGCCACUACAGCAUGGCCAAGCAGACCAGCUCCCGGGCCGUGUCGCCCUGGCUGUCGUCAGGGUCAGUAAACCACGAAGCCAAGGCUGCCAAGACUGAAGGUCAUUAAAGUUGACAAGGGGUGGUGGGCAAAGUGGGAGGGUGGGGGGACAACACCGUGUCUAUACUGCAUUGCUCUAGCUGAGGGUGCUGUGCUGACAGCACGGCGGGAAUAAGUAAAGCCCAAGUGCAGGAGUCAUCUUAAUGGAUAUUUCUUUUCGUGCAUUGUUCUCGUUGAUUUGUAACUGAGUUGAGCUCUUGUACAAAGGCAUGUUUGAUGUUGACUGUACCUUACAAUGUAAAAAUAUUUUUAAAUCAUUGCUUAACUAUUUGUUAGAAAAAGAAAUUAAAAAACAAAAAAAGCAAAUUAGAUAAACAGCCAGAGAGGAUAAAAGCAGCAAAGAGAAUCCUGCGAAGCUUUAUCGUUGCUGGAAGGCUGUGACAGAGGCUUAACGUGCAGUGAAGGAACAGCUGAAAUCCUUUUGAGAGAGGGGGCAGAAAGAACCUGGUACAAAGACACUGUGAUGUUGUUUAGCUUGCCAAAGGGGGGAUAUUUUGCUGUCAGAUUGAAUCUAGCAUCAGUGCUCAUUUGCUGAUAAAUAACAAGCAUCCCCUC
Molecule: messenger RNA, 969 nt
Organism: Merops nubicus (carmine bee-eater)
Lineage: Eukaryota; Metazoa; Chordata; Aves; Coraciiformes; Meropidae
Gene: NSG2
Product: neuron-specific protein family member 2
Exons: 3
Biological process (GO): clathrin coat assembly; endosomal transport; G protein-coupled dopamine receptor signaling pathway
Cellular component (GO): membrane; endosome
Molecular function (GO): clathrin light chain binding
Source: RefSeq, a predicted model, not a curated record